Notolabrus celidotus (New Zealand spotty) is the source of this 2049-nucleotide messenger RNA. It is a transcript of the gene hlx1, whose product is annotated as H2.0-like homeo box 1 (Drosophila). Gene Ontology annotation, molecular function: DNA-binding transcription factor activity, RNA polymerase II-specific; sequence-specific DNA binding. Lineage: Eukaryota; Metazoa; Chordata; Actinopteri; Labriformes; Labridae. The coding region runs from base 318 to 1535 and encodes 405 amino acids. Gene Ontology annotation, biological process: regulation of DNA-templated transcription. The transcript has 4 exons. The record is from RefSeq and is a predicted model, not a curated record.
AUACUCUCUCUAAGUGAUCAAUCAAUCAUCACAGGAUCAAAAUUGCUCCGAAGUGCGUGUUUGUGCCUGUUUGUGUGUGUGCGUGUGUGUUUGUGUGUGUGCGGAUCAUCAUCUACUCAGGGCGUGAUGUGAGCAGUUGCGAGACAUCCAUUGGCUCAGAAAGCGACCAAUCAGUGUCAGCGGAGGAACUUGAGAGAGGAGCUGCAGAGUUUGGAUUUCAGAGUUGGGAGAGCGAUUUUGGCACGAAGAGGACGCCCCAUCUCUCCUUCUUGAGAACUUUCCCUGCGUUUUUCCCCCAGUACAGCCUACAUGUAUGUAUGUUGAAGUCCUCUUCUGAGAAACGGAAAGUCGCAUUAGAGGGCUGCGGGAUGUACACGGCCGGGCUCAACCCGUUUUACGCAUCAAACUUCAGCCUGUGGUCUGCGUACUGCGCGGGGGGCUUCGCUGUGGACUCCAUGAAGAAACCGUCGUUUUGCAUCGCGGACAUUUUGCAGGCUGGAGAUGCAGAGAACAUCCCGGGAUCGUCGGCUCUCUUGGUGCAUAUGGGACACCACCACAACCACCCUCAUCGGCAACAGCAGCAGAGUCACUCUGGCAGCUCUCCGUUGCGCCCUAAUCCCGUCGCUCCCGAUGCGUCAAUAUACGGCGCAAGGGGAAAUCCUGCGUCCCCUUACCACAGACAUGGACUACAACUGACAUCAGUGUCCAGAACUGCUUUUAACUCCGUACAAGGACCUCCGCCUUCCAGCAAAGACCUCAAAUUCGGAAUUGAUCGGAUAUUAUCGACAGAAUUUGAUCCAAAGGGGAGAGAAAAGUCUUCAUUAAGAGAUCUCACCUCCAUCGUUAGCUCCAACCGUCAGUCAGGCCUCCACCUCCCAAUUCAGCCUCCGUCCAGCCAGUACUUUUCCUCCUUGGAGGCCGUUGGGAUGAGCGACGCGUCCUCCAUGCUGAGCUCUCUAGGCAGCAGCUGCAGCGGCAGACAAACAGGCCAGCAUCAGUUUCAGGACUCCUUCCCAGGUCCCUAUGCAGUCCUCACUAAAGACACAAUGCCGCAGACGUACAAGAGGAAGAGGUCGUGGUCCAGGGCUGUGUUUUCAAACCUGCAGAGAAAGGGGCUGGAGAAGAGGUUUGAGAUUCAGAAGUAUGUCACCAAGCCGGACAGGAAGCAGCUGGCUGCCAUGCUCGGGCUGACGGACGCUCAGGUGAAAGUGUGGUUCCAGAACAGGCGCAUGAAGUGGAGACACUCCAAAGAGGCCCAGGCUCAGAAGGACAAAGAGAAGGAGCAGCCCGACAAGAGCGCCUCCGAGCCCGGCAGCAGGGAGCCACAGGAGCCCGCUGAGUCCGACUGUGAGUGUGAGAGCGAGGGCAGGAGCGAGUGCGAGUCCGACGAGGCUCCGGAGGAAAACUCAGACGGACACUUGGACGUUUCAGAGAUCAACAAAACCAGCGUGAUAAUGAGCGGGAGCGCGCCGGGGAGCAGCGCGGAGGGAGCGGCCACAGUCACAGACACACCGGCCUCUCAGAUACUCAUAUGAAGGACGAUUUGGUUCAUGGACUAUGAGGUUUAUUAAUUUGGAAGAGGAGCGGAAGCAGUGUUAUAACGCAUCAUGGGGGGGCAGUGAUGUUUUAAUAAACAGAAAAUAAUUUGCAACAUUAAGUCAGGCCUGGUUUGAGUCAUGGAAUCAAAUGGAGCAAUUUGAUCAUUACGACACAUUUUUAAGGGAAAAUAGAUCCCUGUUAAAUUGUGAUUUUUUUACACUUAUCUCCAUUAUACAGUCUGUUUAAUGAUAACACGGGCGGCUAUUCAAUUAAAACACAUGACAUCAUGUAGUCGUUAUCUCUCAUAAGUGUCAUCUUCCCAUCACGUGCUGUCGCGUGCAACAUUUUUCGACACGUGGAAAGGAAAUGUGCGUUUGUGAAUUUUAUUGUGGAGGUUAUAAACCACUCGUUUUUACGUGUCCGGGAUUUCAUUUUUUUUUGGUCUGGUUAUAUAAUUGUGGUAUUCUGUUAAUAAUUAUUUGCACUGAAAAUAUUGUAAAUAAAAUGUUU